AAGAGCCCGCCAGUUGCCUCUCGGCCACUUUCGACUCACGACGUGUAGUUCUUUUCGCUCUCUCAAAAUUCGAACAGAGUCCGGCGAAUUAUUUAAACAUUUUUUAAAACGUGCCAGACUGUUUUUUUCAUUCGGAUUUUAAUAUUUUUUUUUAAACUGCGUAAAGUGAAAAUUCACGUUGGAAUUUGACGGUCAUCAGCACUUCGUGAUUUCGUACUUAUUUUCGGAUUAACCACAUUCAACCGGACACCAGGAAGUUUGUGCAGCAGGUGGGGCGACAUCACACACAGCCUCUCUCUCCUGAGAAAAAAUCGUUUUUCUUCUCUCGUUCGUGUGCGUCCAGUUAGAUUCACAAGGAAGGCAAUUUCACGCAAACCUCGGCGGCCAUCAGGUUCCCGCAUCGUUGAAGGGAGAUCCCAUUCAAACUCUGGCCACCGCCACCCCACCCCAUACCGGUGCUGUUGAGUUUUUCUUCUUUACUUCUCUGCUGGUUUUGAUCCUCCUAGUCGAUUACACACACCUGGAUUGACGUCGUCGUUGUGGUCGCCGCCGCCGCCGCCAUGGAAACCGCCGGUAGUGGAGCCGGUGGAACGGCCAUCGCUCCGCCCAGAUUGGCGCCAGUUAGCGGCGUUCUCAGUCAGGGUCAAGGUGUGAUCAAACCGAUCGCUUGUCGGCCGGUCGUGUCCUCGGCCAACACGACGCCCAUCCUGGGUAAUCGCUGUCUCAACAGCAGCAGCAGCCAAUCGGCUACCAACAACCAGCAGCAACAGCAGCAGCCGGUGACGUCAUCAUCUGGUGGCUGCAAUAACGCGACGACAAACAACAACAACAUCAACAACAACAACGCCGGCCGUCACUCGUGGGGUUUGUACAACAGCACGUCCGAUUUGCGCUGCUCCGCCUUGUCGGCCGGGCAACAGACGCCCCUGGCCGCCACCCCCGCCAGAGGGCAACCGCAUUUGCAGCGCUUCUCUUGGAGCAAAGGACCUCAUGUGGAACCGUCAGAAAUGGGCACGCUCUGCGCCAGGCCGGCAGCAGCAGCCGCCCAGCAAACGGCAGCGCCACCUUCCAGCGCCCAGCGAAAGUCACUGGACGCCACUCAUGGCGGCCGACCGUCGGACAGCAGCAACUUACCGCCGGCCAUCCAGCAUCAGAACAAGGCGGCCGCCGGCAGUAUCACCAGCAUCAACAGCAUCAGCUCGGCAGCGGCCGGACAGACGACUGGACCUAGCGGCCGAGUGGCCGAUCUAAGUCGCCGAUUCGGUGGCUCCCUCUCCAGCGUCGCGGCACCGCCCAAUUCUCCCACGCAGAUCCGUCAGCCGCCGGCGUAUCGGCCACCGCCCUCUUCGUCACGCUCCUCCGUCAAUAAAGGAAGCGCUGGCGUAUUGGGCGGAUCCGGCAGCAGCAGCAGCAACAACAACAGCGUCGGCGGAGUCACGUACAGCAGUUCCGAAUUGCACCUGGACAGAGUUUCGUCGCUGCAGCCGUUCAAUUGCGCAAGACCGGGUGUGCCCAACGGAACUUCGACGCCGCAAUGGGUCCUCGGCGGCUCUGAAGUGAACCUCAGCAGUUUGGCGAGGUCGACCUUGCCACGUCAUUCCCAGCAGCAGCAGCAGCAACAGCAGCAGCAAGACAUUGAAAAUGGCGGCCUGUUGGGUUUGAGCAAGAACAGCAAAGGCGGACUUUUAUUGAGCGCCUACGAUCCGUUGCAUCAUCACUCAUCGGCCGGCAUCCAUCACCACGGAGCCCUGAUGAGCUGUAAUGGCAGUCGAAGCAGCUGGGCCGGCCUGCCGUCCGUCUCCAAGGGCUCGUCUCUGAUGAACAGCAGCAUGAGCAGCAACGGGAGCAGCACGACUCUGCUGUCGACGUCGUUCGAGCGUCGCGGGGAAAAUGACGGAGGCGCCGUCACGCCGGUGGUCGAGGAAGGAAGAAUCCGAUCCAUCCUGGGCGGAAGCUCCGUCAUCAGCAGCUACGGGCUCCAGCGGAUGAGGAAGCAAUCGACGGGCUCCUCGCUGGACGAGGAUUUCGACUGCUGCGACGGCGGCGACAAUUCGCUGGCGGACGGAACUCCGUCGCCGUCCGACUCUGGCGUGGCCGAACUGGAAGUUCUGCUCAAGGAAAAGGACUGCGAAAUCGCUCUGCUCAGGGAGACCCUGGAACAGAACGAGGCCGUCAUCUUCCAGGUGUACCAGGAGAAGGAAAAGAGUUGGGAGCGGGAGCUCAAGAAAUUGCGGUCCAUCUAUGAAGAGCGAAUGAGAGCCGCCCAGCAACAAUCAUCUCAGGCUGAACGCCAAUUGCAGACUCAGACGCAACAAUGGCAAUCGGAUCGGAAACAAUUGAAGCAGCAGGUGCAGCAGCUCAAGGGCCAGCUGGAGCAAGUGCAGUCGAGGCUGGACGAGACGUCGUGGACGCUUUGCCAAAAGAGCGGCGAGAUGGCCUUGCUCAAGUCGCAGCUGAAGGAAGCCCAAAACGAGCAGAGUCAACGCUGCCAGGAAAUGGCCAAGAUGCGGGCCCAGCUCAAGGAGUCUCAAGAGCUGGCCCACAAUACCAGACAAAGGCUGGAACAAGCCAUGACUCACCAGAAGCCGUUGGAUAACAGGCGCAGUAUCACUUCGCCCAUCUUGUCCGGUCGCAAAUUGAUUGGCGAACCCGAACAACAGCAGCAGCACAACGGAUCCUCAUCUGCCACCAGUUUGACCGUCGCCGAUGUCCAGCGGCUCCAGCGGAGAAUCAUGGAACAGCAGCAGAGCAUCGACGCAGAGCGACAGGUGUGGCACGAAGAGAAGGCCACAGUGUUGGUUUAUCAACGCCAUCUCCAGCAGCAGUACGUCCAGGCCAUGAAGAGGAACCAGCAGUUGGAAGAUGCUUUGGGUUUGCUGGGCAUUACGGGUGUGCCUCCGUCCUCUAUGGGCCAGCAGCAGAAACAUCCGCCCAUGUCGUCGCCCAAAUCCAACUGCAGCGACCCCAUCACCAUUGACCUGGAUUCAUCCAGCAAUAGCAGCAGCACUGGUGAAACCCACUGCUGAAACCAGGCGGUGGUUAUUUUUCUCUCUAGCUCUCCUUUUUUCUUCCUUCCUUUAUCACGUCAAUUUUAAUCGCAUAUAUAAAUACUAUAGACUUAAUGACAUGAAUAACUUUUUCCCUCCUCCAAAAAGCCAAGCUUAUAUAUAUACAUAAAUAUAUAUAACGAAAUCGUAACUAACCACUAUAUUAUAAUGUAUACUGUACUAUAUCAUACAUAAGAAAAUUCCUUAUAUUAUUAAACCCUGUGUAUUAACCCAAUAAUCGGGUUCGCUGAUGGAUACACACCUAUUCCAGCAGCCAAACCCCCCCCUGUGUAAUAACAGCAUGACCCAUAAAACACACAGUACUUUUUGAAUCACGACAAUCAGCAGUCAUUUUCAGCUGUUUGAAUGUCGUUUUUCUUUUUUCUUAUUUUUUUACCCCGGAUGAUGUCAUCACGUGAACUUAAUGAUUAUUAUAGUAUAACCAGAUGUGACGGUGAUAUAUAUAAUGUAUACUGUGUACUACAUUUCGCCCGACGGACGUAAUUUUUACAAACGGAAGAACGGCCGAUGAUGAUUGUUAUUAAAAAAAUACCGUUCCAGUUCCCUUCGAAAAAAUUACCAUUUACACACUGACAUUAAAAAUACUAUACACACACCAAACUAGCCUACAUACUAAGUACUAUUCAAUUCAAACUACUACUACCAAGUUCGUAAACAAGCAUUUGGGAGCGUAUAAAUGUAAGAUUAUAAAUAUUAUUUACUAGCGACGUAUAACCAGUUUGUUUCUUUUCUUUUUUUCUUUUCAUAUCAAAAGAAGAGAAGAAUGUACAUUUCUUUUUGAACGGAUCAAGUCUAUUGAAAUAUGAAUGAUGAAACUUGUAUUUUGUAUGCCUCCAUCAGCUUUACGUGACAAAUAAACGGAUAUGCGUGAA
Daphnia pulex (common water flea) is the source of this 3940-nucleotide messenger RNA. Its product is annotated as leucine zipper putative tumor suppressor 3-like. The transcript has 7 exons. Lineage: Eukaryota; Metazoa; Arthropoda; Branchiopoda; Diplostraca; Daphniidae. The record is from RefSeq and is a predicted model, not a curated record. Bases 561 to 3026 code for a protein of 821 amino acids.